UUUUUUCCCUCUCCUUCGCGGCGGUGGGUCGGAGCGGCGGUAGCCCGGGUCGGUCUAGCACGCCUAGCACGUUCCUUGCGUGAGUCGCAGCGCUUUCAAGUCCGGAACAGUCUUUUUUUGAAAAUAUAAAUACACACAAGUAACCUCCACCGUUACUCUACCGCGGCUACCUGAACGUCAUUUAAAACACAACUCAAAAAAACCCAUCAGACUCCUCAAAAGAUGGCGGUGGUUAGCGGGAUGUCGGGGUCGGCUGUAGCCCGACUGGAGGGCCGAGAAUUCGAGUAUUUGAUGAAGAAAAGGUCGGUGACCAUAGGCCGGAACUCCUCGCAGGGCUCCGUGGACGUCAGCAUGGGACACUCCAGCUUCAUUUCCAGGCGGCACCUCGAAAUUUUCACGGCCGGCGAAGAUGGCACCGGCACAGGGGAAUUCUACCUUCGAUGCCUGGGAAAAAACGGGGUGUUUGUGGAUGGGGUGUUCCAGAGAAGAGGUGCUCCACCUCUGCAGCUUCCACGAAUCUGUUGCUUCCGAUUCCCCAGCACAAGUAUAAAAAUCACCUUCACGGCACUUUCCGCUGACAAAAAGGAGCAGAGGAAUGUGCCCGAAUCGCCGGUGAAGUCUGUGCAACUUCAGAUUUCCCCGCUUACCAUCAACAUUCCAGACAAUAUUGCACAUCUUAUGAGUCCGCUGCCUUCUCCCACGGGCACCAUCAGUGCGGCAAAUUCCUGCCCUUCAAGUCCGAGAGGGGCGGGACUGUCCAGCUAUCGAAGCAGUCGAGUUCUGCCCUCGGACCUUAUGGCAGAUAACUCCCAGUCUGAAAACGACAAGGAAGCCUCCGGCGAAGACAGCCCAAAGGAUGACUCCAAACCACCGUAUUCCUAUGCUCAGUUGAUAGUCCAAGCCAUCACCAUGGCGCCAGAUAAACAGCUGACGCUGAAUGGAAUAUACACCCACAUCACCAAGAACUACCCCUACUACAGAACGGCCGAUAAAGGCUGGCAGAACUCAAUCCGUCACAACCUGUCCCUGAACCGGUACUUCAUCAAAGUAGCACGCUCUCAGGAGGAGCCGGGCAAAGGCUCCUUUUGGAGGAUAGACCCUGCUUCUGAAGGCAAGCUCAUAGAACAGGCCUUCAGGAAACGCAGGCCUCGGGGAGUCCCCUGCUUCAGAACCCCCGUAGGACCCCUCUCCUCCAGGAGUGCUCCUGCGUCUCCUAACCACACGGGGGUGCUAUCCGCUCACUCCAGCGGGGUGCAAACCCCCGACAGCCUCUCCAGAGAGGGAUCCCCUGUUCCCAUGGAGCCGGAGCCAACUCCUCCUCCUCAAGCCCCAACCUCUGUCGCCACACUACAGCCCAAACUUGCUGUCAUCCAAGAGGCUCGCUUUGCACAGAACUCCCCUGGUUCCCCACUCGCUAACCAGCCCGUACUGAUCGCCGUGCAACGCCAGAUGCCUCAAACGACCCUGAAGCCCGUGACGUACGCCAUGGCGACGCCGGCCAUUGUGUCGACAACAGCCAGCUCCACGCCCAGCAUGCAGACGGUGCACGUUGUCCACCAGAUCCCGACCGUCACCAUGACAGCGGCUACAAUGAAAUCCGACCUUCAGGAGAACGGAGGAGGAGACCACCAAGAGCUGAAAGUGAAAGUGGAUCCGGUGACUUCCAUCACAACCUCGUCUAUAGGCGGAGUCGGUCGCAUCAUCCAGAGCUCCCAGUCCACCCCACUGACCACCGUAACCAUCAUGCAGCAGGCUCCACUCGGCCAGCACCAGCUUCCUAUAAAGGCCAUCACGCAGAAUGGAACUCACCUGGUCCCCAUCAAUUCCUCCGCUGGCACAGCCGUUGCCAACCCUCUUCAUCUCCUGGCCACCCACGCUUCGGCUUCCGCGUCCCUCCCCACCAAGAGGCAAAACGGUGAGCUGCAGGAGCCGCCGGCGACCAAGAGGGCGAAGACGCAGGAAAGCGACAAGGGGGAGGUGCCGGCCGCCAACGGUAACGGUGGCUGCGCCGCAGACGGAGCUGGAGAAGAUCCGGUUAGCGAAGCGGUGCCAAAAGAGAGAAGAGAUGACUGGAGAAUGUUCCCUUUCCACGUGGAAUGAAAGCCCUAGCAGUUAGCCUCCAAGCACAGGAAAAGACGAACGAGUCACAAUCCACAAUCCCGGAUGACUUCUUUUGGACUGAAGCCUCAGCCCUGGUAGCAUCUCAGCACUUAUACGUUUGUGUCGGAAUGGAACUCGCCACCGAGAGGAAGCGUGCGGACAUUCCCAUCUUCGGCAGCUAGCCUAACCUUUGACCCGCUUGUCGUUAAAAAAAAAAAAAAAUGCAUCUUUGGACCUCCAUCUCUCUAAGGACAGCGGUCCAUUAGUCGAGUCUUCACGAACACUAAAAUAACAACAAAAAAAUAUCACUAAUUAUUUUUUGUAUGUAUACUUUGUUCGGUGAAAUGAAUGUAGUCGCCUUUAUUGUUUUUUUUUUUUAAAGAGUGGAUUCUCUUCUACUCAUUCAUGCAAAUUUGUUUUUCAACCGCUGUACAUGCAAAGACUUUUGUCAUAUUUUACAAGAAGAUAAAAACAGAGUAUAUUCCUGUGCGUAUUUGACCGUAUGCUUCAUUGAGAUUGCAUGUUAACACAUUUAGAGAUACAAUGUACCUGAGCUCAUUAUAUAUGAAAUAUGGAAGACAAGAACAUUAAGACUCCAUCUAUUGCUUCUUGAUUCUGACCACUGCUGCACUUGACCCUCUUUUUAGUUGCUUUUUUUUUUUUUU
Messenger RNA from Doryrhamphus excisus (bluestripe pipefish), 2765 nucleotides. RefSeq names its product forkhead box protein K2-like. The record is from RefSeq and is a predicted model, not a curated record. Gene Ontology annotation, molecular function: RNA polymerase II cis-regulatory region sequence-specific DNA binding; protein binding; DNA-binding transcription factor activity, RNA polymerase II-specific. NCBI's taxonomy places the organism in Eukaryota, Metazoa, Chordata, Actinopteri, Syngnathiformes, Syngnathidae. Gene Ontology annotation, biological process: regulation of transcription by RNA polymerase II.